This is a messenger RNA of Phlebotomus argentipes, 2477 nucleotides long. Its product is annotated as sialin-like. The record is from RefSeq and is a predicted model, not a curated record. Gene Ontology annotation, cellular component: plasma membrane. Gene Ontology annotation, molecular function: transmembrane transporter activity. Lineage: Eukaryota; Metazoa; Arthropoda; Insecta; Diptera; Psychodidae. The coding region runs from base 292 to 1680 and encodes 462 amino acids. Gene Ontology annotation, biological process: transmembrane transport; monoatomic anion transport. The transcript has 6 exons.
UGAAGAGCUCGCGAUGGCUUUUAUCACGCCCAAUUUCACUGUAAAUGAAUGAAGACUAAUCUGCGCGACCAAUUGAGAUCAUAUCGUGUGUGAGAAGUGAUGGAAAAUUGCCACGGCAAGUUAUCAUUCUUCAGCAGAGCAUUUAUGAGGAGAGUCAGCAAAGUUCAGUGACUCUUCAGGUGAACAAGUCUGGAAAUUCAGCAGUCGAAUGAACAAUUCUCUCUCACGGGAAAUUGGGCACAUUAGAAUAUUCAUUUGCACAGCAUUUUGAGUGCAAAGAUCCGCCACAUAAUGGUUGAAAUAAAUGCAUUCUUUGCGAGAGUGUUCAGGAAAGUUCCGGCUCGUCUCAACAUUGGAUUUAUGCUGUUUCUGGGAUGCUUCAUCACUUACAUGGUGAGGGUGAACAUGUCAAUUAACAUCAUUGCAAUGGUGGAGCCGCAGAACAGCAACGAAACGCUGCCCGAUUAUGGGGAUCGGUAUCCGUGGAAUGCUAAUGAGCAGGGACUGCUCUUGGGCGCGUACUUUUGGGGAUACUUCUUCACCUCGAUUCCUGGAGCCUACUUGACGGAGUACUUUGGUCCGAAGAUCGUCACUGAAGUCGCCUUCAUCGGCUGCGCCGUGAUCACAGCCCUGAGUCCGCUGGCGGCAAGUGGAGGAUUUGGGACGAUGUACGCCGCCAGAUUCCUCACAGGUUUCCUGUCUGGACCGCUCUAUCCCUGCUUCCACAACCUGAUCUCUCGCUGGGCGCCACCCGAUGAGAAGGGAAAGUACGUGGCGAGUCUCCAGGGCGGCACAUUGGGCACGAUCUUCACGUGGCAGAUGAUCGGCUUCCUCGUGGAGGCGAUCGGAUGGUCCUGGGGAGGCUUCUACGUGCCCUGCUUCAUCAUCAUCCUCGCCACUGUGAUAUGGUUCGUCUUGGCGGCCGAUCGUCCAGACACACACCCCAGAAUCACGCCCGAAGAGAAAGAAUACAUCGAGAACAGCCUGGGAGACACAGUGUCGAAUGAGAAGCGAUUCCCGCCUUACCUCAAACUGAUAACGUCCGUGCCGUUCUUAUCACUCCUGGUGCUGCACUACGGCAACCUGUGGGGUCUCUACUUUCUUCUCACGGCCACGCCGAAGUUCAUGAGUGAGAUUCUGGGAUUCAAUCUCGGCACCACUGGCGUGUUGUCGUCGCUGCCCCAAAUCGCCAGGAUGCUUUUCAGUUUCGUUUUUGGCAGCAUUGGCGAUGUGAUCAAGAGACGAGGAUGGCUUCGAGUCACAGUCAUGAGAAAAUUCUUCUGCAUCUUCUCUCACAUCAUUCCCGGACUCUUCCUCAUUGGACUCUGCUUCGUUGACGAGCCCUACACUUGCGUGGCAAUGAUAAGUCUGUCUCUGGGCUUCAAUGGAGCUUCUGUGCUCACGAAUCUGGCGAACAACCAAGAUUUGGCGCCAAAUUUCGCCGGCACUCUCUAUGGCAUUGUGAACUGUAUUGGCACAACCACAGGCUUCCUCACGCCUCUUCUCGUGGCCCAUUUCACCAGAUACGAGAACACGUUCGAAAACUGGCGGUACGUCUUCAUGAUCGGCGCUGGAGCUUACAUUGUGCCAGCAAUUCUGUUCUUCUUCCUCGGCUCAGGCCAAGUUCAGCCGUGGAAUUCCCUGGAGAGACCCGCCAAAAGUGAGGAGGAAAGCAAAUAGCACAGUCAAUCAUCAUGUCAACUAAGGCAGAAUCGUGAGAACAAAUGGUGAUAAAAAAGCUCAUACCCAGAAAUAUCAUUAGAUAUUGAUGUAGUUAAAAUAUUUGCAAUCACUGCGGUCUUUUCGGGGUCUUUCUGUUGUCAUUUCGUAGCCACAAGGCAAAUACAAUCGGAAUUUCUGUCUUGCGGCUAUGGAAAAUCACUGGAUGAAGAGUUGCGAACAUUUUGGAACCAUCGAAAUGAACAUUUCCCCAUCAGAUGGACCAAAAAACACACUGAUUUAGACAUUGAAAGCUUCCAUUAUACAUAUAUUUCUUGCAUUUGAAAAGUUCAAUUUGCGAUUCUUCACUUUAUUAAUUUUGUGAUUUUUCUAUGGUGAAAAUAUUCCAAUUUUAGGGAUUAUGUUUACAAUUGAGAAAAAUGAAUUGUCGUUGAUUUAUUGUUGGCGGUUAUUUAAAGCGUUGUGCAAAUUAUUGCAAUGUUUAGCAGAGUUCAAUUAUGCCAAGACAGAGAAAAAGAAUGAAGUAAUAUUUUACCACAAAAUAUGAUUUUAUACAACAUUCAAACACUUUAAAAGUGCACAGAUUUGAUAAAUAUGUAUGUAAUCACAGAUAUAUGGAAAUUCUUACCAUUUUUUCUCUCAGUGUGCAUUUCGGUUUUUAUAUAGAAAAUUAUGAAAUUGUUUAUUGCAAAUCCAUCACAGCAAAUACAAAACAUUUCUCUGCAAUGCUAAGUAUUUAAUGUUAUGUUUUUAUAGUUUAAGAAAUCAUUAAAUAAAAAUUGUUGUGAAUUCUGAAA